AUGGAUUUACGGUUAUAUUUGUUAACUCGUCUUACUGGAUAUGCUUUGAAAGUAACAAUUGGUAAUCCAGGAAAGCUUUUCACUGUUUUGCUUAAGUCGGGCAAUUCUGUAUUUUGGGUUGCUGACAGCGACUGUGCAUAUGCAUUCUGUGCAAAUAAACAAAAAUACAUACCAUCUCAGUCUACGACAAGUAAGGGAAGUACCUCCGAAAAGACGUUUUUCUUCGUGGGUUCUGAGGAAUCUGUAUUUGGAAUAAACUGGAACGAUGAUAUUAUUAUGGAGCGAAUGGAUGGACGAAAAGUGAAGUUUCCGAAUUCUAUUUUUGGAACGCCAACAUAUGUGUCAUGGUUUUCAUGGAGGGAAUAUGAAAAAAUAGACGGAGCUUUUGGUAUCACAUUUCCUGAUAUCAACAAUACUUUCAAUGAUAAUCCAAUUAAAGAAGCUAUUCGCAAUAAUAUCAUCCCUGCGAUAAUUACAGUUGCUUUGCCACCACAAAGAUCCAAUGCUUUUGGUUCAUUAACCCUUGGUGAAAUUGACAAAAACCUAUGUAUUGAGAAGGAACAGAUUCCUGAAAUGGUUUCCGGAAACCGACUUACUUUCAGAUAUUUAUCACUUUCCAUGGGUAUAGUAACAUUUUCUAGUUCAUUCAAAACAGCAACUGCUUAUAUACAUACAACUAAAGCAUACAUCAACGUUCCAGAAGAAUUAAUGCAAGAUAUUGUACAGUAUACGAAUGCACAGAUGAAUGAAAGCACUCAAAAUUAUAUGGUAAAUUGCAAUGAAUUAUUUGAACCACUUGAAAUCACUACUACACACAAUACUUACAGUAUUCAGCCUGAGAAUUUCAUCUACAAACAAAAUAGAUUUGAUAAGCAAUGCGUUUUAGCGAUUAGAAGUGAAAAAAGUGCUUUCGACAGAGUAACAUUGGGGAUACCAUUUCUGAAUCAGUACUGCGCAGUGAUGGAACCCAAUGCUCAUCGCAUUACUUUCCUUCCAAUGACAACGAAUUUCAUGCAAAGAUUUGUCAACUCUGCAUAA
Molecule: messenger RNA, 1038 nt
Organism: Thelazia callipaeda (thelaziosis nematode)
Lineage: Eukaryota; Metazoa; Nematoda; Chromadorea; Rhabditida; Thelaziidae
Source: the annotation of a GenBank genome assembly